AUGGCUUCUCCAUUGAAGAAGCUAACCUCAAGCUUUCUUCUUAUCUUAUCCUUUUUCAUCGUCGCUUUUGCCUCGUCAGAAUCUCGUUGUCGGCGUUAUAAGUCUAUCAUCAGCUUCGGUGAUUCCAUCGCCGACACCGGAAACUAUCUCCGUCUCUCCGGCACCAAUCAUCUUCCUCAAGCCGCAUUUCUCCCCUAUGGCGAAACCUUCUUCCACCCUCCCUCCGGCCGUUACUCCGACGGCCGCCUCAUCAUCGAUUUCAUUGCCGAAUUCUUGGGACUACCAUACAUUCCGCCGUACUUUGGAUCUCAAAACGUGAGCUUCGAUCAAGGGAUCAAUUUCGCCGUGUAUGGAGCAACCGCAUUGGACCGGACGUUUCUUGUGGAAAGAGGAAUUGAAUCUGAUUUCACCAAUGUUAGUUUGAGUGUUCAGCUUAACAUGUUCAAGCAGAUUUUACCAAACCUCUGCGCCUCGUCUUCUCAUGAUUGCAGAGAGAUGCUUGGUGAGUCGCUGAUACUCAUGGGAGAGAUUGGAGGGAAUGACUAUAAUUAUCCUUUCUUCGAAGGCAAAAGUAUCAACGAAGUCAAAGAGCUAACUCCUCUUAUAAUCAAAGCUAUUUCUUCUGCAAUUGUGGAUUUGAUCGAUUUAGGUGGCAAGACAUUUCUGGUACCCGGAAACUUCCCAAUAGGAUGUUCCACGGCGUAUCUUACUCUAUUUCAUACCGUGGAAGAAGAAGAACUCGACCCUUUCACAGGUUGUCUCUCAUGGCUCAACAAAUUUGCCUCUAACCACGAUGAACAGCUCAAGGCAGAAAUCAAACGACUCCAAAAACUCUACCCUCACGUCAACAUUAUUUUCGCUGACUACUACAACUCCUUAUACAGAUUUUUCCAAGAUCCAGCCAGAUACGGGUAUAAGAAGAGACCUUUGGCUGCUUGUUGUGGAAUCGGAGGUAAAUACAACUUCACUAUUAACCAAGAGUGUGGUAACAGAGGAGUUAGCUCUUGUCAAAAUCCUAGUGAGUAUGUGAAUUGGGACGGUUAUCAUUUAACCGAAGCAACAUACCGGAAGAUGGCUCAGGGUUUACUCAACGGUCCUUAUUCAGCUCCUGCAUUUGACUGGUCCUGCCUUGGCUCUGGAUCUGUGGAUAAAGAAUAUUCUUUCAGCAGUUAA
Messenger RNA from Microthlaspi erraticum, 1173 nucleotides. The record is from the annotation of a GenBank genome assembly. Lineage: Eukaryota; Viridiplantae; Streptophyta; Magnoliopsida; Brassicales; Brassicaceae.